AUGCAAGAGAAUAUCGACCCAGAGGGAUUGGUUGAAGAUGACGGAAAGAAGGUAGAGCAGCCAGUUCCUUUAAGUAAGUUGAAAUCAAACAUUUAUCACAAUCUUCCAAAUCCCAUCCAAUCGACUUUGAGUGUACCAGUAAGAGUUGAAGAGCCUACUUUGGAACCAAUCUAUGCACAGUCAUUAUCCAGUAAUGAAGAGUUUUACGAAGCAUCUCCUGUCCUCGAUGAAGACGAGCUUUAUUUCCCCUCCUUGUUUGAGGAAACUAAUUUCCCAACAGUUUUCUUCCCAACUCAACCGCACAUGUCCAAGCCGCUUCAAGAUAAUGCUAUUCUAAACUUGCAGAAAAUACCAAUCAUGUGUAGUCCAAGAAGCUUUCCCUUGGAUAGCGAUCCUGUGAAAACCAAUGAUGUGCAAGCGUUACAUAACAUAUUAUCUUAUGAGUUUAAAAACACAGAUCCCACAACUUCCUCCUGGUGGUGUAGACAAGACCCUUGGUCACAGUUCAUCGAACGAGAUCAAGAACAAAGUAUUCAACCUGCUAACAAAAGACUCAAGGAGGAAGUCAAUUUAGAUCAAAUUUUCAUCAACAUCUACCAAUAG
Lodderomyces oxycetoniae is the source of this 603-nucleotide messenger RNA. RefSeq lists its product as uncharacterized. The record is from RefSeq and is a predicted model, not a curated record. Bases 1 to 603 code for a protein of 200 amino acids. The transcript has a single exon. Lineage: Eukaryota; Fungi; Ascomycota; Pichiomycetes; Serinales; Debaryomycetaceae.